Plasmodium yoelii is the source of this 1416-nucleotide messenger RNA. RefSeq names its product trypsin-like serine protease, putative. The record is from RefSeq and is a predicted model, not a curated record. Lineage: Eukaryota; Apicomplexa; Aconoidasida; Haemosporida; Plasmodiidae. Gene Ontology annotation, molecular function: serine-type endopeptidase activity; protein binding. Gene Ontology annotation, biological process: proteolysis. The coding region runs from base 1 to 1416 and encodes 471 amino acids. The transcript is spliced from 12 exons.
AUGAAAAAAAGCAAAUUGUCGCUAUUUAAAAGUGUAUUAAAAUAUUCUUGGCGAACACCUUUAUUUUGUUAUUCAACAAUAUUUAUUCAUAGUUCAGUGAAUAGUCUAUUAGAUUCAUAUAAUGAUAAAGAAAAGGGUGUAUAUAAAGAUAAAAGAAAAAAUAACUUUGAUUUUUUCGCCACCAUUUCAUUAAAAACCAUUCCCAUAUCAUAUUGCAGUUCCCAACUUGUAUAUAAACGUGAUAAUAAUAAUAAUAUAUUACCUACUGAAACAGAAUAUAAUAAUUUAGAAUUAUUCAAGCGUGUGUUUUUUAAAUUAAUACAAUAUGAAUAUUUUAUAAUUCAUAAAAUAAUUGGUUGUAUUAAUGAGUCUAUAAUAUUUGUUUUAUAUUCUUUAGCUAAUUUUUAUUUAUAUUUUCAUAGCCUAUUCUUUAACAUAUGUAAUCUAUUAAGUAAAAUAUAUCACGGCCAGGGUAAUAAUGGUGUGUUAUAUACAUAUCCUAAUAUUCCUUAUAACAUUAUUAACAGUUUUGUAACUAUUCAUAAAAUUUAUGAACAUAAUAAAAUACCAUUAAAGCAUGAUUUUAAAAAUGACCAAUUGGAAUAUAUGGGUUCCGGAUUCAUCUAUGACAAAAGGGGAUACAUAUUAACAGCUGCUCACAACAUAACCAAUCUAGAAGACAAAUUUGUUGUAAAAAAUGGUAAUGGUUUAUACUUUGCAACUGUGCUUGGUUUGCAUAAAGAAUCAGACGUUUGCGUGAUGAAAAUUAAUUCUAAAGAACCGCUUUCUUAUAUCUCUUUAGACAAAAUAAGAGAUGAUUUAAAGCAAGGAGAACCCGUAGUCACAUAUGGACAGAUACAAAAUUUUGAUAAAGAAACUUAUAGUGUUGGUAUAGUAAACCAUCCAAAGCAAACUUUUACAAAGUUUGAAAAUUUUAAUGAAAACGGGCAGACUACCUUUUAUCCAUUUAUUCAAAUAAGCAACCCUAUAAAUAAAGGUAUGUCUGGUUCACCAUUACUUGAUCAGCAUGGGAACCUCGUAGGAAUGAUACAAAAAAAAAUCGACAAUUAUGGAUUGGCUUUACCUGCGAAUAUUCUAAAAAAUGUAGCUAUUCAUUUACAAAAUAAGGGAGUAUAUAAGGAACCAUUUUUAGGUAUUGUGUUUAGAGACAAGGGACUCAUAAUUCAAAAUUCCAGACCUCUCACAAAAGAGUUGAAAAUUUCCAGCAUUUUAGCUAACUCACCAGCCGAUCUGGGCAACUUGAAAAAAGAAGAUAUAAUUUCAAAGAUUAACAAUAAAGACAUCGAAAGCAUUUGUGAUGUACACGAAAUUCUCAAUAGUACAAGUGAUAGAUAUAUAAAUGUUGAUGGGAUUCGAAAUGACAAAAAAUUUAAAACACAGAUAAAACUAUGGUGA